AAUGAAACUGAAACAAGUGAAGAGGACAUAUCAGAUAAUGAUCCAGAAUAUGUUCCAGCUUCAGAAACCGAUUCAGAAGAUGAUGAACCACCAAGCAGAUUGGCAAAAUCUACAGUUCUGGCAGAGAAAGAAUCAUCAGUGAUGGAUAUAAGUCACAUCAGUGGAAUAACUGCAAAUGAAACAUCCGCAAACACAACAGACUCAACAACUAUUGCAAAGAAGGGGUUGAAUUUUUGCUUUGUUUGCAAAAAAGCUCAUUUUAAAAUAGCUAGACAUUUUAAAGUUCAUGUUAAGGAAAAUGCAGAGAUCGCCAAAGCUUUGAGUUUCCCUGCAGGCUCAAAAAGUAGAAAGGAGUGGCUAGAGAAACUUAGAAACAAAGGAAACUUCAUACAUAACUAUGAGGUGCUGAAAGAUGGAGCUGGUUCGCUUAAAGUCAAAAGAAGAGCCAAGGGUGACUUUAAAAAAUAUGAAUAUUGUCUCCAUUGUAAGGGCAUGUUUUUGAGAGCAGAGCUAUGGAGACACAUGAGAAGGUGCCCUUCAAGACCAACGGACCAUGACCACCAAGGCAGGAAGAGAAUACUUGGCUUAGCAUCAGUAGCCAAAUCAACAUGUUCAAGCGCUGUUGAAGAAGGGGUGCUUAAGAUGUUAAGCCGCAUGCACGAUGAUGAAAUUGCUGCACUUGUUCGCAAUGACUUUUGUCUUUUAAGAUUUGCAGAGUCCCUUUACAGUAAACAUGGACAUGAUCCCUCAAAACACGACUAUAUUCGGCAAAAAAUCCGCCAGCUUGGCCGAUUUCUACAGACAAUGCGCAAGAGGUCUCCAGUCCUAACUUUAGAGGAUGCGGUUAAACCAUCAAAUUUCCUGAAUGUGAUUGAGGCUGUGAAGGAAACUGCAGGGUUUGAUAAGAACAAUAACAUCUAUAAGACUCCAAGUCUUGCAUUAAAAAUCGGCCACUCCCUGUUGAAAGUAAAUGACAUAAUUCACUGCCAUGCCCUCAUGGCUGAAGAUGAAAACCUAGUGAAGUCCUCAGAUGCUUUCCAAAAGCUUUAUCGGGCUAAGUGGUCUGAAUACAUUUCACACAGUGCUUUAAACACGAUUAGUGAUUUAAAAUAUAACAAGCCAACGAAACUUCCACUUACCGAAGACAUCAUGAAGCUUAACAAGCAUCUUGAUGAAAAGGCAAAGUCAGCAACUGCAGCACUGGAGAAGGCAGCAACACCACAGAAUUAUUCCAAUGUUGCAAGAACAACGCUGACCAAGAUUGUGCUUUUCAAUAGGAGACGAGUAGGAGAAGUUUCAAAAAUGAAGCUAAAAAAUUUCCUGGAACGAGAUUGUUCAAUUACACAAAAAGAAAUGAAUUUAUCGGAGUAUGAACAGAAAUUGUGCAUGUACUUUGAGCGGGUCGAGCUCAAGGGAAAAAGGGGAAGAAAAGUGGCAGUGUUGCUGACUCCUGAAAUGACGAAGUCCUUAAAUCUGAUGAUUAUGAAGAGAGAGCAGUGUGGUGUGCCCAACAAGAACGAGUAUUUAUUCGCCAUUCCUCACUGCCUCACGUGCUACAGGGGACAUCAGUGUCUUAGGAAGUUUGCAGAUGAAUGUGGUGCCCAAAAACCUGAUUUUUUACGAUCUACUCAGCUGAGGAAAGAAAUCGCAACUACUUCUCAGAUGUUGAAUUUAAAGAACAACGAAAUGGAUCAGCUGGCGGACUUUUUGGGUCACGACAUAACAGUGCACAGACAGUUUUACCGUCUUUCUGAGGCCACCAUACAGAGUGCAAAAAUUUCCAAGCUGCUUCUUGCCCUUGAGAAAGGAAAGCUGCAUGAGCUACGAGGAAAAACGCUUGAUGAAAUUGGAGAUUUCACAGAUGAUGAUGACGACGAUGAGGAUGAGAGUGAUGAAGAUACAACCCUGGACACAGAAACUGCAGAUGAAAUUAAUGGUAUGUAUUUUAAACGCUAACAAAAACGUUUUGGCAUACUAGAGUAAAGAUUUCCUUCUUUUCCGUACUAACAUGGUCUGCAAUAGGU
Molecule: messenger RNA, 2024 nt
Organism: Labeo rohita (rohu)
Lineage: Eukaryota; Metazoa; Chordata; Actinopteri; Cypriniformes; Cyprinidae
Exons: 2
Biological process (GO): DNA recombination; DNA integration
Molecular function (GO): DNA binding
Source: RefSeq, a predicted model, not a curated record